AAAAGUGUGUUUGGAACAAGCCUUUAAAUUAUAUGACUCAUAUGCCACAACCCUAAAAAGAAGGGGAAAUACAUUGUAUUUCAUUUCUCACGCAAGCACUGUCUUGUUUGUUGUUGUGACCUAUACUUCAUAACACAACACAUUCCUACUACAACUCAUUCAUAUUAUAAAGAAAGAUCACAACUUUGCGAGAGAGAGAGAGAGAAAGCCUACGUGGGUUCUUCUUCAAUUUCAAGGUAUACCCUCUUCUUAAAGAUCAAAACUUGAACACCUUAACUCAACUGGGUCACUUGUUUCUUUUGUGAUUAGUGACAUAACAAUAACAAGUGACUUGUUUGUUUAGAAACAUGGAUGUGGGUCAGAUGCGGAGACAAUGGAUGGACUACAUCAAAACCAUGUUCGAGGAGGGGUUCUUAGAUGGUCAGUUUCUGCAACUUCAACAGCUACAAGAUGAGAAUAACCCUGAGUUUGUUUUUGAAGUUGUUUCUCUUUUCUUUGAUGAUUCCGAGAGGAUUCUCAAAGAUCUGUCCUUUGCUCUGGAGCAGCAAAGUGUUGACUUCAAAAAAGUUGAUGCCCAUGUGCACCAGUUUAAGGGUAGCAGUGCAAGCAUAGGUGCACAAGGGGUGAAAAAUGCCUGCAUUGCUUUCCGCAACUUCUGCGAGGAACAAAACAUAGAUGCUUGCCGCAGAUGUUUACAGCAAGUGAAGCAAGAGUACUUUGUUGUUAAGAAUAAGCUUGAAACAUUGUUGAGGCUUGAGCAGCAGAUAGUUGCAGCUGGCGGCUCGAUCCCUACGAUGGAACUGAGUUUUUAAAGUGAGUGAUAUGUAAAAAUGCUUGUAUUAUGAUCCUCUUGUCUGUCGAGGAUCAUCUAUUUCUCUUAUGUCUCUUGUGAAUGUAUCAAUUUUUAUGUGGAUAGAAGUUUUCAUCCAAUGUACCUUGUUCUUCACAAGAAAACACUUUCAUAAUCUGUAAUAUUUUUCAUGCUUUAAUGAAGGUUAAUGGCGUUAGUAUAAGAUAAA
Messenger RNA from Lathyrus oleraceus (garden pea), 1019 nucleotides. Its product is annotated as histidine-containing phosphotransfer protein 1. Gene Ontology annotation, molecular function: histidine phosphotransfer kinase activity; protein histidine kinase binding. The transcript has 6 exons. Gene Ontology annotation, cellular component: nucleus; cytoplasm. Gene Ontology annotation, biological process: phosphorelay signal transduction system; cytokinin-activated signaling pathway; phosphorylation. NCBI's taxonomy places the organism in Eukaryota, Viridiplantae, Streptophyta, Magnoliopsida, Fabales, Fabaceae. The record is from RefSeq and is a predicted model, not a curated record. Bases 348 to 812 code for a protein of 154 amino acids.